GUGGAGGGAGCGGUGCAGGUCUCCGGGAUCCGCCCAAUGAGCGGCAGCCCGCUCCCCUCCCCUCCUCCCCUGUCCCGCCCCUCCUCCUCUCCCGGUCCCCCUCCGGCACACACAGUGUGAUGUGAUCUGUGUCCGGGAUGUGUGCUCCGUCUAACCGUCUCUGUGUUCUCUCUUCCCCCGAUCUCCGCCCCGGACUCUCCGCCUCCUGAAAACUUUCUCCGCCAGGAAGAGAAGGAAGCGAGCCGUGCCGUACCAGCCUGCUCCCGCUCCGCAGCCCCACCGCCCGGCAUCGCGACCUGAAUGGACGGGUAUGGGGAGAAGGGCCGCACUCUCCUACCCCGGGGCUGAUCGCCGCGGUACGCCGGGACCCCUCCACCUCCUCCCGCUACUGAUACUGGCCCUCUGGGGGCGCACAGGCUACUGUCAUCAGCAGACGCAGUGUCGUAUUCAGAAGUGCACAACCGACUUUGUGUCAUUAACGACACACCUAAACACAGGGAGCGACGGCUUUGAAUCUGAAUUCUGUAAGGCCUUGCGGGCCUAUGCUGGCUGUACGCAUAGAACUUCAAAAGCAUGCCGUGGAAACCUAGUUUACCAUUCUGCUGUGUUGGGUAUCAGCGAUCUGAUGAGCCAGAGGAAUUGCUCCAAGGAUGGCCCCACUUCUUCAACCAAUCCAGAAUUUCCCAACGACCUUUGUAACUUUCAUAAUAGGGUGGCAGCGCGAGAACUAAGAGCGGGGGAGCAGACGCCGCAGCCCAAUUACCUCUUUUGUGGCUUGUUUGGGGACCCUCAUCUAAGGACUUUUAAAGACCAUUUUCAGACUUGUAAAGUGGAGGGAGCAUGGCCACUGAUAGACAACAAUUACUUGUCUGUUCAAGUGACGAAUGUGCCCGUGGUCACUGGAUCCAGUGCUACUGCUACAAACAAGAUUACUAUAAUAUUUAAAUCCUUUCCCGAUUGCACCGACCAGAAAGUUUACCAGGCUGUGACUGAUGACCUGCCGGCAGCUUUUGUUGACGGCACAAUUAGUGGAGGAGAUGGAGACUCUAAAACCUUGCGGAUUACAGAAAAAGUCAGUGGAAAGCAUGUGGAAAUACAUGCCAGGUACAUCGGAACAACUGUCAUUGUACGACAACAUGGAAACUACCUAACUUUGGCAAUUCGCAUGCCGGAAGAAUUGGCAAUGGCUUACGAGGAGAGCCAAGACUUGCAGCUGUGUAUGAAUGGCUGCCCAUCUAGUGAACGCAUUGAUGAAGGUGGGCACCUGCGUUUUCCGGAGACCGUUAAUACUCCACCCAGCCCAUCGCCUAGUCAGGCUCGAUCGGCAUACACACUGGAAAGUGCAAUUGCCAAAUGUCUUGAAAAGUUCCAGGUCCGACACAUCUACUUCCAUUCUUGUGUCUUUGACCUGUUGACAACGGGUGACGCAAACUUCACUGCUGCAGCUUACAGUGCUUGGGAGGACGUGGAAAGUCUACACCCCAGGAAGGAGCUAUGGCAAAUUUUCCCAAACAGUGGAAAUGGGAGCAAGACACAAGCUUUGCCCGCCGUCGUUCUUGGGAUUGUGUGCUUGGUCCUUGUCGCUUUUUUGUAGGAGGGUUUCUUGUGUAAAAACGAAAAAAUGUAAAAUAUAUAUUGUUAUAAUAUAUUGAUCAAGGAUAACAGCGUAUAUGUAUAUACCGUGUAUAUGAAGGGAUGUUCGUCUUGGGAUGCCCAUGAGAUUGUAAAUAUUGUCAUUGUUUAUACUUAA
Messenger RNA from Rana temporaria (common frog), 1750 nucleotides. RefSeq names its product repulsive guidance molecule BMP co-receptor b (gene RGMB). Gene Ontology annotation, biological process: BMP signaling pathway. The coding region runs from base 311 to 1594 and encodes 427 amino acids. Gene Ontology annotation, molecular function: coreceptor activity. The transcript is spliced from 3 exons. Gene Ontology annotation, cellular component: plasma membrane. NCBI's taxonomy places the organism in Eukaryota, Metazoa, Chordata, Amphibia, Anura, Ranidae. The record is from RefSeq and is a predicted model, not a curated record.